Monodelphis domestica (gray short-tailed opossum) is the source of this 1686-nucleotide messenger RNA. It is a transcript of the gene ACOT7, whose product is annotated as acyl-CoA thioesterase 7. Gene Ontology annotation, cellular component: cytoplasm; cytosol. Gene Ontology annotation, molecular function: long-chain fatty acyl-CoA hydrolase activity. Gene Ontology annotation, biological process: fatty acid catabolic process; acyl-CoA metabolic process. NCBI's taxonomy places the organism in Eukaryota, Metazoa, Chordata, Mammalia, Didelphimorphia, Didelphidae. The record is from RefSeq and is a predicted model, not a curated record.
AAUGUAGCUCAUUUAUGAGCUAACACCAACCAAGUGUUCAGACUGACUUCUUAAUUUCACGUUGCUUCUUCCAGAAGUGUUUUCAUGUUGUAAUGACUUAUAAAACAAGGUUUCUAUGGUGACGGCUCUCCGCAAGCUCUCAGGAUUGGCUAGACAGCUGCUUCCUUAUUUGACUGGGCAGUAGAGGAAGUCAGCAUGCUUUCCUCCAAACCCAGCAGGGCCAGGUGCCUUCGGGAAUGGUCACAAGGCUUGUGCCACUGUAGCUGAGGACCUCCUGGCUCAGCCCGACUGGGACAUCCCCACUACUUACCCCUGCUCAGCUUCUCAUUGGAUGCAAUCCUUUCCUCACUAGGGAUGACCUCUGAGCUCUGCAGGAUAAUGCUUCCAGAUGAUGCCAACGUUGCAGGCAAUGUUCACGGAGGGACGAUUUUGAAAAUGAUUGAAGAAGCUGGGGCUAUCAUUAGUACCCGACACUGUAACAGCAAGCAUAGAGAGAGCUGUGUGGCUGCCUUGGCCAGGGUGGAACGCACGGAUUUCCUGUCCCCCAUGAACAUUGGAGAAGUGGCUCAUGUCAGUGCUGAGAUUACUUACACUUCAAAGCACUCAGUGGAAGUCCAGGUCACUGUCACUUCGGAAAACAUCAUCACAGGUGUGAAGAAGGUGACCAACAAGGCGACGCUCUGGUACGUGCCUCUCUCGCUGUCAAACGUGGAGAGAGUGCUCGAGGUCCCUCCUCUGGUGUACGUCCGGAAGGACCAGGAAGUGGAAGGCAGAAAGAGAUAUGAAGCCCAAAAGCUGGAACGCAUGGAAACCACCUGGAAGACCUCGGAUACCAUCCAGCCUGUUCUUAACACAGAUAGGCAGACUAAAGAGCCCUAUACCAUCGGCUACAGCCAGUCCAGUUUGAUCCAUCUUCUGGGACCGUCUGAUUGUUCUCUACAAGGCUUUGUGCAUGGAGGCGUCACCAUGAAGCUAAUGGAUGAAGUCGCUGGGAUUGUGGCUGCUCGCCAUUGUAAGACCAACAUUGUUACAGCUUCGGUGGAUGCCAUUAACUUUCACAAGAAGAUCAAAAAAGGGUGUGUCAUCACCAUUUCUGGACGCCUGACCUUCACGAGCAAUAAGUCCAUGGAGAUUGAAGUCUUGGUGGAUGCAGACCCCAUCGUGGAUCACUCCGCAGAGAGGUUCCGGGCUGCCAGUGCCUUCUUCACGUACGUGUCCCUGAGCAAAGACGGGAAGACGCUCCCUGUGCCUCCGCUGCUGGUAGAGACUGAAGAGGAGAAAAAGCGUUUUGAAGAAGGAAAAGCCAGAUACCUGCAGAUGAAGGCCAAGCGACAGGCCCAGUUGGAUGCCAUCCCUCAUUAGCGACCUUCUCCCUGAGCUUCAAAAACCCAGGGAAGAUGCAGCUGGGAAGGAAUUUGUUUGUUCACUUAGAAGUAACUCACUUGGCCAAAAAAUCCAAUUCCCAUUGAAAACUGGUGUUCUGUGAAGUACUUGUAAUGCGGUGUUAACCUACAGUAUAUUCUGACAAUGUAUACACCAAAGCUUCUUUACAUUACUCCAGUAUAACUGCUAUAUGGUAUUAUUCCAAACUGUCUCAAGUCAUUCCAUUGAAAAACUUCUGUGCACAUUGUAAGUUAUAUAAAGAAUACAAUGAUGUUAAUGAAGUAAUUAUUUGGUUGGAGCUAA